Molecule: messenger RNA, 1422 nt
Organism: Lacerta agilis (Sand lizard)
Lineage: Eukaryota; Metazoa; Chordata; Lepidosauria; Squamata; Lacertidae
Gene: TSKU
Product: tsukushi, small leucine rich proteoglycan
Exons: 2
Coding region: 236-1297 (353 amino acids)
Cellular component (GO): extracellular matrix
Molecular function (GO): protein binding
Source: RefSeq, a predicted model, not a curated record
GAUACCUGGUCUGUUUUCUAUCCAUCCAUCCGUUGAAGAGAGAGGUUUCUUUCUUGGGGUAGAUUUUUAAAGCACCCAUUUCUGUCCCCGGGGGUGGAACAAGCGAACACACACACACACGUGUACACGUGCUUUGAAACUUAAAGGGUCGGUUUCCAGAGAAACUGCGAUGGAGUGAGCUGAUCAAAACCGAGGGACGCCCUUGAAGCCGGUCUGUUCAAGAGAGAUUCCAGCAAUGCCUUUCUUAAUCUGGUUCAACCUCCUGCUGCUCUCCCCGAACGUUGGCGCUUCGAAGACCUGCUUCCCAGGGUGCCACUGUGAAGUGGAGAGCUUCGGCCUCUUCGACAGCUUCAGCCUAACCAAGGUGGACUGCAGUGGGAUCGGGUCCCAUAUCGUGCCUGUCCCCAUUCCUCUGGAUACGACCUACUUGGAUUUGUCGUCAAAUGACCUGGACUCCAUCAACGAGUCCAUGUUGACCGGCCCCGGAUAUACCACGCUGGUUAGCUUGGACUUGAGCUACAAUAAGAUCUCCAAGAUCUAUCCCACCACUUUCUCCAGACUCCGCUAUCUGGAAUCUUUGGAUCUGAGUCACAACUCUUUGGUCGCCCUUCCGGACGAAUGCUUCUCGGGGUCGCCUUUGGGGGAUGUGGACCUCAGCAACAACUUCAUCCUGGACAUCACCACGAACAUCUUUGCAUCCAAAGGUCAAGGGAAGCCCAUCAACGUGGACCUCUCGAACAACUUGAUCAGCCUUGUUUCCGGACACCAGGGCAGAGCCAUUCCCAAUAUCCAGAGCUUAAACCUGUCUGGAAACAGGUUGAAGAGGAUCCCCGACCUUCAAGGGAUCCCUCUCCGGUACCUCAACCUUGACGGGAACCCGGUGGCGGCCGUUGAGAAAGGGGCAUUUCGGGGGCUGCAGGAUUUGAUCCACCUGUCGCUCGGCGGGAUUCCCGACCUGGUGGAGAUCUGGCCGUACGCCUUCAAAGACAUGCCGGCUCUCCAAGUGCUCGAUUUGUCCAACAACCCCAACGUCAAAUCCUUGAAUGCGGAGGUUUUCUACAGCCUCAGUUCUUUGCAGGAGCUCAACCUUUCUGGCACAGGGGUGGCGAACUCCGUAUCGAAAACGAUGCUGAAAUUUCUGCCUUCCAUCAAAAGCAUCACCCUCGGGAAGGACGUAAAGUGCAUUAAGACAAUCCGGGAAGGCCAGUACCACAGACAAACCGGGCUGGCCAAGAAAGAGAUUCUAAGUUGUCACGACAGUCAUGGUUCAGUAGCAGCAGCACCCUAUGCUUUGUGACAAGGGUCAAGGAGAUUGUGUGGAUGCCUGGACUUCAUUAAGCCUCAAAUGUGCCUUCUGUAAAAACUGUUAAUUUAUAUAUUUUGUAUAAUUCAAUACUUGAUUACAAUGAUUGAUUGGAGACA